GCAGCCCAGCGAGCAGAGCAGCGAGAGCAAGCGGCCGGUUUCAAAAUACAAACAAUGGGCAAGAAGCACAAGAAGCACAAGUCCGAAAAACACGCAUAUGAAGAUUACGGAGAGAGGCCACUGAAACUCGUUUUAAAAGUGUCUGGAAACGAAGUGACGACUGGCAGCUCCAGUCUUGACACGUUUUACGAUGAGCAGCCGACGGACGGAGAUAAACCCAAAGACAAGAAGAAGAAAAAGAAGAAGGAUAAAGAAAGGAGCCUGGGCUCGCCGGAAGACGAUAAGGGGAAGAAAAAGAUGACCAAGAAGAAGAAGGGACAGGAUGCAGAUGGAGACGAUGACAGAGAGCAAAGCAGAACUCCCAUCAGAUCUGAGCUCGAUAAACUAGAAGCUGAAAAGGAACAAACCCCUCUUCAGGAAGCUUUGAAUCAGCUCAUCAGGCAGCUCCAGAGGAAGGAUCCCAGCGCAUUCUUCUCAUUUCCGGUGACUGACCUUAUUGCUCCCGGCUACUCUUCAAUCAUCAGGCGUCCCAUGGACUUCAGCACCAUGAAGGAAAAGGUCAAGAAAGAGAGCUACCAGUCUGUGGAUGAACUUAAGGGGGAUUUUCGGGUGAUGUGUGAAAACGCCAUGAUUUACAACAAGCCUGAGACCAUUUACCACAAAGCCGCUCGCAAACUGCUGCACUCUGGAAUGAAGGUCCUCAGCCAGGAGAGGCUGGACAGCCUGAAGCAGAGCAUCGAUUUCAUGUCGGGCCUCGACCCCGCCGCCAAGCUGAGCCUGAAGGCCGAGGAAGCAGCCAGCAGCGGCUCGGAGCAGAAAGACGGACCUCCGAGCACCGAGAACGGCAGCGAGCGCUCCCAGACACCCAGCACGCCCAGACAGGAGAAGGACACCAAGGACGAGGCGACGAAGGCAGAGAAAGAGCUGGAGGAAAUCCGCAAGGUCAUCGAAGAGUCUGGAGGGAAGCUGUCCAACAGAGUGCUUCAGUCCGAUUUGGAGUUCACCCGGCGGAAGUCUGAUGGCUCCACCACGCUGGCCAUCCUGAACCCAGCAGAUCCAUCAGCCGGAGAUGCGGGCUACUGCCCGGUGAAGCUGGGCAUGAUGGCCAACCGGCUGCAGAACGGCGUCAACACCCUGCAGGGCUUCAGGGAGGACAAGAGGAACCGGAUCACUCCAGUGUCCUACAUGAACUACGGGCCCUUCACGUCCUACGCUCCCACCUACGACUCCAGCUUCGCCAACGUCAGCAAGGACGACUCCGACCUCAUCUACUCCUUCUUCGGAGAGGAGUCCAGCCAGCAGGGCUCAGACAGCAGCUUGUCGGAGUUCCUGGCCAAACCAGACGAGUACAUGUACAAACUGGCCGACAACCUCCUGGACGCCAUGACCAACGGAGAACACUCCCGGACCCUGAAGGAGGCCGAGCCGCAGGUGGAGGAGCUGGCGAGCACACCAGAGGACAAGGACGGGACGGAGGUAGCUGAAGCCGAAACAUCCAACAGGCUGGACUUCCUGCGCUCUGCUAUAGGCCUGCAGAUGGAUGAGGAGCUCUCUGGGGAGGCCCUGCACUUCCAGCAGAAACUGGACGAGACUACAAAGCUGCUGCGUGACUUGCAGGAAGCGCAGAAGGAGCGUCUGAGCGCCAAGCAGCCGCCCAACAUGAUCUGCCUGCUGGCCCCGACCGCCAAGGAGCUGGAGCUGGCCGAGAAGGUGACGGGGAACCUGGCCCAGCUGACCGGCCAGGUGGCCCCCUGCGACGUCAGCAGCGUCUACGGGAUCCGGAAAGCCAUGGGCGUCGCGGCACCGGCCGAGCCCUUCAUAGACCUCACUACAGUGCAGGAACCGGCCGAAGCGAUGGAAACCUCGUCCUCCAGCUGUCCGAGUGUCGUGCCGGUCGUCGCUGUUUGAUGAAUUCCCAGCUCCUCCCAUCCGGUUUAAUAACUUAAGAUUUGUACAAAAAAAGGUGCUCUUUGUGUGACAUUUUUAUGCAUUUCAGUCAAUAAAGUGUUUGUGAUAUAAACAUCAGCUCCUGCCUCACGCUGCAGC
Salarias fasciatus (jewelled blenny) is the source of this 2046-nucleotide messenger RNA. It is a transcript of the gene brd7, whose product is annotated as bromodomain containing 7. Lineage: Eukaryota; Metazoa; Chordata; Actinopteri; Blenniiformes; Blenniidae. The record is from RefSeq and is a predicted model, not a curated record. The coding region runs from base 55 to 1908 and encodes 617 amino acids. Gene Ontology annotation, cellular component: nucleus. Gene Ontology annotation, biological process: regulation of transcription by RNA polymerase II. The transcript is spliced from 17 exons.